Messenger RNA from Morus notabilis, 1141 nucleotides. RefSeq names its product pyrroline-5-carboxylate reductase. Gene Ontology annotation, molecular function: pyrroline-5-carboxylate reductase activity. Gene Ontology annotation, biological process: L-proline biosynthetic process. Lineage: Eukaryota; Viridiplantae; Streptophyta; Magnoliopsida; Rosales; Moraceae. The record is from RefSeq and is a predicted model, not a curated record.
CAAAACCCUUUUCAAAACUGUUUUCGUCUUCAAGAACGAACGAAGGAAGAGAGCUUAGCAGAGAAUACGAUUCCAUCAAUGGAGGCCUUUCCCAUCCCUGCCGACACCUACAAGCUAGGAUUCAUCGGAGCAGGAAAAAUGGCGGAGAGCAUCGCCAGAGGAGUUGUCCGAUCCGGAAUCUUGCCCGCUUCUCGCAUCAUUACCGCCGCUCACUCCAAUCCCCUUCGCCGCGAGGCCUUCGAGUCCUUCGGCGUCAGAGUCCUCUCCAAGAACGACGACGUAGUUGAAGAGAGUGACGUGAUUGUUUUCUCUGUCAAGCCUCAAGUCGCUAAAGAUGCGGUCUCGAAGUUGAAGCCACUUCUGUCGAAGAAGAAGCUUCUGGUUUCUGUUGCUGCUGGAAUAAAAUUGAAAGAUCUGGAGGAAUGGGCUGGUAGCAGCCGAUUUAUUAGGGUUAUGCCAAAUACUGCGGUAGGCGAGGCUGCAUCAGUUAUGAGCUUGGGAGGAACUGCAACAGAGGAAGAUGGGAAAUUAAUUGCCAAAUUAUUUGGAUCUGUUGGCAAGAUAUGGCAAGCAGAUGAGAAAUACUUUGAUGCAGUUACUGGCUUGAGCGGUAGUGGUCCUGCAUAUAUAUAUUUGGCUAUAGAGGCUUUGGCAGAUGGAGGAGUUGCUGCUGGGUUACCACGAGAACUUGCAUUGGGCCUUGCUUCUCAAACAGUGCUAGGAGCAGCAUCUAUGGCUGCUAAAACUGGGAAACAUCCAGGUCAGCUCAAAGAUGAUGUUACAUCACCUGGUGGGACUACUAUCGCUGGCAUUCAUGAGUUAGAGAAGGGUGGCCUUCGUGGGCUGUUGAUGAAUGCAGUUGUUGCUGCUGCUAAGCGCGGCCGAGAACUGUCCUAGAGCCCUGUCAUGGUGAUUUUCUCAUCAAUUCAUUUUGCAGAUACAGCCUUGAAAUCGCAUAUUUUCCCCUUCUAGAAAAGUAAGCUUUUAUCAAACGAGAUAUUCAUUUCACAUAGCCUGUGGUCCGAACAUUAUUUUAGCAUACAAUUGGGGUAUUUCAGUGAGAAUUUUGGGUGGUACACCCUGAUCUUUUUUAUGCAGCGCACUCUGAUCAAUAUAUUUAGCAGCAGUUUUGGAAUUUUAU